GCACUUCAUCCAGAAGAACUCAAAUACACUUUCAUACAUUGUGGAUGGCUUUGGAAUCGAGGGAGGCCAUGGUAUUGUCGAAAUGACAUGUCAAAACAAGUCUUGAUCGGAGUGUUGCCUGGCAAAAUGAAACGACAGAUGGAUGUGCGAUACAUGUGUACAUGACGUCUCAGUCUAGGUUGAUUGAUGAUGGAUGGAUAUUGCUAGGCUCGCAUUUUCUCUUUGCGUCUCGCUCAUCACAUACUGCAACUUGGCCAUAGUAUUUGGAAGCUGCGACCAGCUCUGUCUGCUUUCUCGUGAAAUGUACAGUCGGAACUGGGAACUCGUCCUCCAUCGAUUCAUAUGUCCUACAUUGUCUAGGAGUUCCCCGUCUGUCUCCAUAUCAUCCACCUUGAACUCUGGUUCGGGCAGUGCGCGACUGAAUGAUGGACGCGAAGCAAGUACCUCACCUUAACUCUUUUGCAAGUACCUCGUCAAGGGCAACGAAUGGCAGCGCAGGGAGAAAAUGGAAAUCAAAACAAACCAGACCGAGAGAGAGAGCGAGAGACAGGGCCUCCAGCUUUCCUAAACU
Molecule: messenger RNA, 571 nt
Organism: Colletotrichum phormii
Lineage: Eukaryota; Fungi; Ascomycota; Sordariomycetes; Glomerellales; Glomerellaceae
Exons: 1
Coding region: 194-454 (86 amino acids)
Source: RefSeq, a predicted model, not a curated record